Sapajus apella (tufted capuchin) is the source of this 3093-nucleotide messenger RNA. RefSeq names its product rhomboid like 3 (gene RHBDL3). Gene Ontology annotation, cellular component: membrane. Gene Ontology annotation, molecular function: calcium ion binding; serine-type endopeptidase activity. The record is from RefSeq and is a predicted model, not a curated record. The transcript has 8 exons. NCBI's taxonomy places the organism in Eukaryota, Metazoa, Chordata, Mammalia, Primates, Cebidae. Bases 429 to 1349 code for a protein of 306 amino acids.
UGAGAUUGGUCUCAGUCUCCCUGCUUGCGUGGGUUUCCCUAGCUCUGUGCUCCUGAGAUGGUGACGUGGGGUGGGGGUGUGGCUUCGUGCAUCUCUGGGGCUGAAAGACACUGCUCUCCAGGUAUCAGGAGGAGGAGAUGGGCUCCCCUGAGAGGAUCUCCCUCCCGCCUCCUCCCUAUUCUGCUGCACCAGAGCCGGGUUCACACCGUAUAAAAUUGGACGUUAUACAUUGAAUACCUGGGAAAUCCUCCGUGUGCCUGAGGAUUGCAUGUGACCCUGGGAACACGGGCUACAUCAGCACAGGCAAGUUCCGGAGCCUUCUGGAGAGCCACAGCUCCAAGCUGGACCCGCACAAAAGGGAGGUGCUCCUGGCCCUCGCCGACAGCCAUGCGGACGGGCAGAUCUGCUACCAGGAUUUUGUGAACUUGAUGAGCAACAAACGUUCCAACAGCUUCCGCCAAGCCAUCCUGCAGGGCAACCGCAGGCUAAGCAGCAAGGCCCUGCUGGAGGAGAAGGGGCUGAGCCUCUCGCAGCGACUCAUCCGCCAUGUGGCCUAUGAGACCCUGCCCCGGGAGAUUGACCGCAAGUGGUACUACGACAGCUACACCUGCUGCCCCCCACCCUGGUUCAUGAUCACAGUCACACUGCUGGAGGUUGCCUUUUUCCUCUACAAUGGGGUGUCGCUAGGUCAGUUUGUACUGCAGGUUACUCAUCCACGUUACUUGAAGAACUCGCUGGUUUACCACCCACAGCUGCGAGCACAGGCUUGGCGAUACCUGACAUACAUCUUCAUGCAUGCAGGGAUAGAACACCUGGGACUCAACGUGGUGCUGCAGCUGCUCGUGGGAGUGCCCCUGGAGAUGGUGCAUGGAGCCACCCGAAUUGGGCUUGUCUAUGUGGCUGGCGUUGUGGCAGGGUCCUUGGCAGUGUCUGUGGCUGACAUGACCGCCCCAGUCGUGGGCUCUUCUGGAGGGGUGUAUGCUCUCGUCUCUGCCCAUCUGGCCAACAUCGUCAUGAACUGGUCAGGCAUGAAGUGUCAGUUCAAGCUGCUGCGGAUGGCUGUGGCCCUGAUCUGUAUGAGCAUGGAGUUUGGGCGGGCCGUGUGGCUCCGCUUCCACCCGUCGGCCUAUCCCCCCUGCCCUCACCCAAGCUUCGUGGCACACUUGGGUGGCGUGGCUGUGGGCAUCACCCUGGGCGUGGUGGUCCUGAGGAACUACGAGCAGAGGCUGCAGGACCAGUCACUGUGGUGGAUUUUUGUGGCCAUGUACACUGUCUUCGUGCUGUUCGCCAUCUUCUGGAACAUCUUUGCCUACACCCUGCUGGACCUGAAGCUGCCGCCUCCCCCCUGAGGGCUGGAGGCCCAAGGUAGGGGAGGGGAGGGAAAAGCAGCACCCACAGGGAGCGCCUGCAAGUUUUUUUCUCAUCACCAGCUCAGCAAGGCCGGGCAGGCGAGGACAGAAGACUCUGGGCCACUGUAUUGUUUGUUUAGAUUUGGACAGUGGAGACCUUUUUCUGAAAGGCACCUGGUGGAGGAGGUGAUGUGGCUACUGUCGUUUUUCUAGGCUGCUCUGAUGACGUGGGGCCAGAGUGAAAGUCUGGAGUGGGGGGAGACUGGCCCUCCCUCCCCUGGGCUGGGCUUGUUCCGCAGGGCCAGGGGUGCCCCUCAGUGCAGCAGCGUCUUCCUCAUCCUCUACCCUCAGAGACCCUGAGAGACUCGGGAAGACCCAAGGGUUGUUGCGGCCAGGCAUGGCCAAUCUCUAGCUCAGAGAUAAUUGCAGGCCAUGUGGUGUCCCCUCCACAGCUGCUGGGUCUGGAGCUCUGAUAAAAAGAGGACCUACUGGACAUGUCAGCUGUGACCUGGUUGAAACCAGGGUGCCCUCCUGGGCUGGUCAGUGGGCACUGGGGCAUGGUCUGUUGUGCCAGGGCUGGGCAGAGCAGGGAGGCUGUAGGCUCCAGGCCCCCCUUGCCCUGGGGGUACCCAGUGAGAGGGAAAGAAGCAGGGGGAAUAAACAUCAUCCCAAGUUCCACCCUGGAGAAGACAGACCCAGGACCAGCUUUAGACUUCUCCCUCCCUUUCUUCUAGAAUGUUGGCAUCUCACACUGGUGCCCCAGCCUCUGUGCCCAGCCUAGCUUUAGGGUCUUUUUCUUUCCUUUUGCUGCCCUGACCCUACUUCGUGCCUCUCUUUGGUUAUGGAGACAGUUUUGAUAUGUGUGUGCAUGUGUGCAUGCGUGUGUGAUGGGAAAGGCAAUUGAGGCAAGUCAGCGCCUGCAGAGAAGGCACAGCAGAUGCAGGGGGUCAUAUGGGCGUCGGUGCAAGGUGGGAGACCAUGGUGUGCUGUGGUUGCUGACUGUCCUUGCCUGACAAAGCCUGUCCCCUUCUUUCCCAUCUCCUGUCCCUUCCACACCUGCCCCUGAGCAUCACUGACGGGCGGCAGAAUGGCCCUGCUGGAGGAAGAGCUUAGCUCCUCUGGGAUCCCCAGAUGCUGAGGUUUGCCAGGUUCAGCUCUUGUUUCCCUCUGGGAUGUCCUUCGUAUCCAAAAGGUUUCCGUCCUGUCUCCCUUAGGAGAGAAGGAGCUUUGGGGGCUCAAGAGAGGCUGGGGUAGGACUGUUGAGGCCACGUGUCCAUUUGAGUUGGGACAGGAGGCUAUAGGAAGAGGAAUUCCAAUCUAGGUGGAAAACUUUGCCUCAGGAGAAUUGCUGGGUGCGUGGUUGGGCCUGAGUGGGAGGGCAGCCAGUAAGCUCAGAGACUUGGCUGCAGGAGAGAACAUGGCGGUUAUCACCUCCACCCACCCCAUCUCACAGGUGAGAAAACGAGAUUGCAAGAAUGACCCUCCUAACAGGAGCUGGUGCAGGCCCCAAAUGGAGGGCAUGAGGAUGAUCUUUGACCAAAAAAGUGAUACUCCCUUUAUUGGGCUCUUGGAAUUCUCAACCACUGACAGUCCAAAAGAACAAAGAACACCAGGCCUGGGAGGAGGCAGAGGGGCUGGGCUCAUCCAGAAACAGAGGCAGGAGCAUGGGGACUGUCGUCCUCCAGCCUCAUGCCCAUCCCAGCCCUUGAGUGCCACAAAGUCCAGGGUUACUCGGGCCAGGCAU